Messenger RNA from Gloeophyllum trabeum ATCC 11539, 1098 nucleotides. RefSeq lists its product as uncharacterized. The transcript is spliced from 7 exons. Lineage: Eukaryota; Fungi; Basidiomycota; Agaricomycetes; Gloeophyllales; Gloeophyllaceae. The record is from RefSeq and is a predicted model, not a curated record. Gene Ontology annotation, molecular function: FMN binding. The coding region runs from base 92 to 934 and encodes 280 amino acids.
GGCGUGCACAGGUCAUGCAUGUUGAGCCUUUCUAUAGGAGAGAUAGUUGAGCCUCCAAGCCCGCUCUUCGUCCACGAAAGACGUUAUCGCCAUGGACUUCUUGAAGAUGCCCCCCGGUGACUUGCCUGCAUUCGAUGAUACAUACGGGUUUCAACAGACUCGGUCUCCAAACCCGAAUUGGACUUAUGGGCAGAAGAUCGAGGCCACCCAAGAGGGCAGGGAAUGGGCGCAAGGAGAGACAAAAGGUUGGAAGGUUGUUGACACAGAGAAAGAAGAUCCGAUAAAACUGUACAUACUCAUGAUCAGCGGCAUCGUACCGAGGCCGAUAGCCUUCGUAUCUACUAUCUCAAACACUGGCAUUGAAAACCUGGCACCUUUCAGCUGGUUUAAUAUGGUGACACACAGCCCUCCUGUUGUUUCGAUAUCUUGCAGCAACGGUCCUGUUCGAGUCCAUGAUACGACAGACAACAUCAAGGCGAACAGGGGAUUUACUGUCAACAUCAUCAGCGAGCCUUGGGUCGAGGCGGCGAAUGUGUGCUCCAUAGACGCGCCCGCGGAGGUUAGCGAGUGGCCGCUUAGUGGUUUGACGAAGGCUCCCAGCGUGCAUGUCAAACCCGCCCGAGUGAAGGAGAGUGCGUUUAGCAUGGAGUGCGAGCUUCUGCAAAUCAUCGACAUUAUUCACCCCGUUACGCAGAAGGCAACAACAAGUCUUAUUCUCGGGACUGUCAAGUACAUCCAUGUCCGCAAGGACGUGCUGACGGACAAGGGUGCCGUCGAUCCUGCUAAGCUCAAGGCCGUGGGACGAAUGGGGGAUAUAACUUAUUCACGCAUAGGUGAUGGUUUUAGACUGCCACGCCCCCUGUGGGAAAAGGAGGUUCAGGGCAUUGAGAAAGCUUUGCAAGGGUUGAUAGUGCAGCCCGACCACUCGGAAUAGUUGAAUGAACGUCUUAGAUGGAGUUCAUAAACAAUCUCCAUCUGCUCAAGUACAUCCAUCUCUUUCCAUCCGAGUCAGACAAUUGUACAUACACGAAUAUGUCACAUCAGCACGUGAUGGUCCGAUACCUCAAUCGUAUUUUCAAGUUCUCUGUUCAUUGCCAC